Lagopus leucura (white-tailed ptarmigan) is the source of this 1947-nucleotide messenger RNA. RefSeq names its product ankyrin repeat domain 33B (gene ANKRD33B). The record is from RefSeq and is a predicted model, not a curated record. NCBI's taxonomy places the organism in Eukaryota, Metazoa, Chordata, Aves, Galliformes, Phasianidae. Bases 1 to 1542 code for a protein of 513 amino acids. The transcript has 4 exons. Gene Ontology annotation, molecular function: protein binding.
AUGGUGCUGCUGUCGGGGGCCGGGGAGCAGCUGGCCGGGGAGCGGGUCUGCCCCGCGCCGGGAGCCGGCAAGGAACUGCCCGAGGCGGAGAGCGGCUCCGAACAGGGGGCGGACGGGUCUGCCGCCGAGGGGCACGGCGAUGAGGAGCAGGAGGAGGAGGAGGAAGACUGCGAGGAGUAUGAAGACUUCUCCGAGCUGCCCGACACCUGCAGCAUCGCCUCGGACGACUCCUUCUACCCGCCGGGGGGGCUGGGGGACGAGACGGAGGACAGCUGGUCCCUGGAGCAGGAGGACCGCGACAGCCCCGAGGGGCUGAGCCUCUUCCGAGCGUGCUGCACCAACAACGCCGUGGUGCUGCGGGCGCUCAUCCGGCAGGGCCCCGAGGAGGAGGAGGUGCGGGAGACCGACCGCAACCGCAGGAAUGGUCUCAUCGUUGCCUGUUACCAAGGAUAUGUGGAUAUUGUCAUAGCCUUAUCACAGUGUCCUCAUCUUGAUGUGAACUGGCAGGACAAUGAAGGGAACACGGCCCUGAUCACAGCUGCACAGGCAGGGCACAUAACCAUUACAAACUAUUUGUUGAACUAUUUCCCUGGGCUUGACAUUGAGAAGAGGAAUGUGUUUGGAUUUACAGCACUGAUGAAAUCUGCGAUGCAGGGACGAACAGAAUGCGUGAAAGCUUUGAUGAUGGCAGGGGCAAAUGUUCACACAACAGACCCAAGCCGUGGACUGACUUCAUGGGAAUGGGCUUGUUAUACAGGAAGGUCAGAAUCUGCUUUCAUCAUGCAAAAGCUGAUGGAUAAACCAUGCCCUGAACAGUUUUGUGAUCAAUAUGAACCAGAAUGGCCAAAGAUGAAGGAACUCCUUGCCAAGGCUGCAGAACCAAAAACCUGUUUGCAGAGGAUUUCUGAGUGUGUGAGGUCAGUUGUCUCGUUCCGGGCUUUCCAUGGCCCAGAAGAGGAUGGGGUCCUUGAUCACAUGGUGAAGGUGACAACAAGCUUAGGCAGUCCUUUCAUUGCUCUGUCAUGUAGGACUGUGUGUCCAGGAAGCCCACCUUCUGUGGGAAAACGCAGACUGGCUGUGCAAGAAAUCCUUAGGAAGCAGAGAGCCGAGGAGAUCCGAUCUCAGGACAAAGACCACGUUAGCAGCUAUGAGAAAUUAUUUCAGAACUCCAAAGUCACAGUAAUCCCCAAAAAGAAGGACCGUCGAGCAAGUCUGCAGCCCGUCAGCCUUGCAGUGUCUCAAGUGAGCACCAUAGCCACCAGGAAAACAAGCCUCCUGCCACUCCACCUGCUCAGAAGAAGUAGUGUGAGGCCAGGAUUUGUCAUCCCCAAAGUCCGUGUCAGCAAAGCUCCUCCUCCCACCUUUCAACCGGAAAAGGCAAGGAGGAGGAGCAGCGCUAAAGAUGAUCCCUACUUGCAGAUUCCUAAGUGGAGAUACAAGGAGUUAAAAGAGGAGCGGAAGAAGGCAGAGGAACAGGAGAAGAAAAGAGUAGCAGAGGCUCAAAGACAGAGGCAGGUGUCUCCUGCCAGAAGCAGAACCUGACUUACUGGCAGUUACUUGGAAGGUUUUAGAGCCAUUAGUCUUGUUAUCUGAGCAAGAUAACAGACUGCGUGCUGUCAUGCAUGCCUGCUGUUGAUGGAGCUGGAAUACUGUACAGCGGCCUUUGUGGUGCAGAAACAUGGCAAGGGCUAUAGCACAAUGUGUCUGAUUAUGGAAGGUGAAGUUAUUUUUGGGUGGAAGAUAAAAAAAAAAAAGUUCACCUGUAUGCUGUUGAUAUGAAGUUCAAGUGUUGGUUUUUUUCUUAUUUCCAGUUCCAGGAGAAUGACUGCACAACUCCUUGAAAAACAAUGUGUGUGAAAGGAUCAUAUUUUGUUUGUUCAUUUUGUAAUGGGCACGAUUAAGGAGUUGUAUUUUUGACACUAGAUAUUAUUUCCUCUUCUUGUAUAG